AUGAAAGUUGCCUCCAUGGCAGAAGAAGCAGGAUGCUAUGGUACGGCAUGUCACGAAGUGAUGAGACUUACACAACAAUGGCAAUGUCUCUGGGGCUCCUUGGAAUAUGAUCAUGGGAAGGCCAAAGAUGAGACAAUUGUUCUCACGGCAUAUGAAGCUAGAAUGAGAAGAGAGAGAGACGAGCCUGGCAGCUCGAGGACUCCGGCUGGAUUCUCGGGCGAUGACCUCUUUUUAUUUUCUAUUCUCCUUAUUAUCGGUAUACACUCUCUCCUUUGUUUAUUGUAUCGUGAUUUUCCAAUACAGCUUAUUAAAAAGACGCUCUGGUUGUUUGCCACAGUGAGGUCCGUUAAUGACACUCAUUUUAAGAGCUCGCACCCAUGGACCUUGGAUGUACAGAACCAGAGCCGUCUUGAGAGAGCUUAGAU
Molecule: messenger RNA, 425 nt
Organism: Strongylus vulgaris
Lineage: Eukaryota; Metazoa; Nematoda; Chromadorea; Rhabditida; Strongylidae
Source: the annotation of a GenBank genome assembly